Capsicum annuum is the source of this 432-nucleotide messenger RNA. RefSeq names its product keratin, type I cytoskeletal 10-like. The transcript has a single exon. The record is from RefSeq and is a predicted model, not a curated record. Bases 1 to 432 code for a protein of 143 amino acids. Lineage: Eukaryota; Viridiplantae; Streptophyta; Magnoliopsida; Solanales; Solanaceae.
AUGGCUGGUAUAUACGGCUACAAUGAUAGGCGAUCCACUCCACCACCUGCUGACGGUGGUUCCAGCGGUGAUAGAUACAGUAGCUCAUCAACAGGUGGUAGUGGUGGAUACGGUGGUUUAGGAGGCGGUAGAGGAUACGGUGGUGUAUAUGUUGGUUAUAGCAAUGGAAGAUCAGCUCUGCUACCUGCUGAUGGAGGAUACACAGGCUUCGGCGGUGAUAGAUACAACGACUCAUCCAGCGGUGUCAGUGGUAGAUACGGUGGUUCCGAUGGCUGUGGUGGAUGCGGCAGUGGUGAAUAUAGUGGAUACCGUGGUUUUGGCAGCGGCGGUGGUGGAUACGGUGGUACGGGAGGUACUGGUGGUAGAUAUGGUGGUACAGGUGGCACCGGUGGUGGAUACGGUGGUUCUGGUGGUGGCGGUGGCUUAGCAUAA